GAAAAAAUUGAAAAUUUGGACAGAAAAGGAAAGAAGAUGUCGAGCUUUCAGAGAUAGACAUGUUUGAGUUAAGUCGAAAGUCAAAGAAGUCAGGGGGGCUGGUAAAUGACAAAGCAAAAGAGACCUUGGACAAAAUGAGGGAAUUGCAGGCUACAACUUCAAUGACUAGCAAGGAAAUAUGCGAGCAAGAACUUGGUUACGUACCUGGACACAUCCGCGGUCGUAGUGCAACCAAGAAGCAAGCUGCUGAGGUAGAACGCUGGAGGCAUGAGAUUGAGGACAGCCGAAAAAGAGCAGAUGAAGCAGAAAAACGAGCUGCAGAAGUAACUCAACAAUUCACUGCUCAGCAAGAGUUGAUUAAGACCUUGCAACAGCAACAAACAGAAACAAGAAGCCUAUAUGAUGAGUUAGCUAACCAGCUGAAAGACUUGCGCAAAUAAGCAACUUUUGUGUCAGGUUCUAACACGAUUCCCAAGAAGAAGAAGCCAGUCAUUGCUGUGAAGAUGGUUUUUGAAUUGAAGACUACAAGGCCUAUCGUGCUCAUGUUUUGUUCUAGAUGGGAAUCGUGCUCAUAUUUUUGUAUAGAACUUUACUACUCUCUAUUGUGGAUGGGAAAUCACUAGUAUUGUAACUGAAUGGCUUAUUUUGGAUGGUGCAUGGUUUAUGACUCAUUUGAGGCAACAUUUAUAUAUAUAUGUAUUUCG
This is a messenger RNA of Coffea eugenioides, 704 nucleotides long. RefSeq lists its product as uncharacterized. Lineage: Eukaryota; Viridiplantae; Streptophyta; Magnoliopsida; Gentianales; Rubiaceae. The coding region runs from base 60 to 440 and encodes 126 amino acids. The transcript is spliced from 3 exons. The record is from RefSeq and is a predicted model, not a curated record.